Molecule: messenger RNA, 2020 nt
Organism: Rhinichthys klamathensis goyatoka
Lineage: Eukaryota; Metazoa; Chordata; Actinopteri; Cypriniformes; Leuciscidae
Gene: zfand5a
Product: zinc finger, AN1-type domain 5a
Exons: 6
Coding region: 155-796 (213 amino acids)
Molecular function (GO): zinc ion binding; DNA binding
Source: RefSeq, a predicted model, not a curated record
GAAAGAAGAGAGAGCUUGGGAGAGGACAGGAGAGGAAUUGACUUAUUUACAUCACCGACACAAAGCCUCGGGAGGAAGACAAACUCGUUUUCGAAGAGUCCCUGUUUUUUAACCGAGGUUCAUCGACCGAUUAGAUUUUAAAAUCCACUAAGCAAUGGCCCAAGAGACAAACCAGAGUCCUGUGCCUAUAUUGUGUACCACAGGCUGUGGUUUCUAUGGCAACCCCAGGACCAAUGGCAUGUGCUCGGUGUGCUAUAAGGAGCACCUGAACAGACAGCAAAGCAGUGAUCGUAGUCCCAUGAGCCCCCUGGCUGGCAGCCCCUCAGCAGAGGCCUGUGCUAUACAGAGACUAGAAGCCAGCAUAAACAAAGCAGAGGCCUCACCUGCACCCAGAACAGAUACCAUGAGAGAAAGUAUUCCUUCAACCUCCUUACCGGUGACACAACAGAUGACAGAAAUGAGUAUUUCUAGAGAGGAAAAAGCUCUGUCUCCUAAAACUGAGGCUAUUGAACCAGUUAUAACACAGCCCACCUCCUCCUACUCCCCUAUCGCUGUGGCUCAGGGAAGCGACGAGGACAAGAUCCCAGACUCCAUCAAACCUAAGAAAAAUAGAUGCUUUACCUGCCGUAAGAGAGUCGGCCUAACAGGUUUUGGCUGUCGAUGUGGUAAUCUGUUCUGUGGAAUUCACCGGUACUCUGACAAGCACAACUGCACGUACGAUUACAAGGCAGAAGCCGCUGCUAAGAUCCGUAAGGAGAAUCCAGUUGUAGUUGCCGAUAAGAUCCAGAGAAUAUAAGCUUUUCCCUCUUUCUUCAAGAACACUGGUGGAUAAAAUGGACGACUUGAAAAACGGACUUGUGUUUUUCGAUCACCUCAAGAAGAAAACGAGAGAACUGUACCGUCUGAGGCUCGUGCAUGAACGGUCUGACAGGUUUUGGUUUUCUAAUAGGUAUUAAUUUCUUUCCGUUUUUUUUCCCCUCUCUGUGGUGUUUUAUGCUAGUUAUUGCAAAUUAUUUUUUUCCCCCUAAAACAUAGGACACCUUUCAGGACAUUUUAGCUGUUUUUUUUGUUUUGUUUUGUUUUUUUGCUUGUUCCUGUCCUCAUGCAAUGGGAGUGGCAGAUACUCUGUGCCAAAACGUGGCCGUGUAGUUUCUGAGUAAGUAGUGUUGUUUAGCCUUUUGUCUUAUCAUGAAAGACGCUGGAUUUUCAAGAGAUGUCAAAGCUCUACCUGAUGGUGUGCGCUGCAUGUGUUGGUCUGUUAAACUGCAGUUUGUCAUUCUAACAAAAUCACUUGGAAUGUGGGGCCGCCCAGUUGUCAAGGCCAUUUUUUAGCAUUAUUUUAGAAUGUGAACUUGCUACUGUGACAUCAUACCUUUUCUUUGUUUUAGAAUGAAAGAUUGAGAUUCAUCUGUUGUAGGCAACUCUGUUCCCACAUUCUAGAACCAAUAACCUCCAAUCUGUCACAACUGCGCUUUAGAGUUUCAGUGGUCUGGGAGUUUUAAUUUUGUUAAUUUUGUGUGAACAUUACGUAGACUUUUUAAUAAGACUGUGAGGCGGUGCAGUCGGUUUCUGUGUGAGCGUAUUUGUGCGCACGGGGGGGAAUUUUGCGCACAAGCCCUUCUUCCUGUUGUCAAAUCGAGAUGAGCUGACCCUCCUUAGUGCAUUUGCAACACCGCAAUAGUAUACGCAUAAAGUCAGACCUGAGUCUGUGAAACAUUGUUCUUUUUAUUGGUUUUGAAAUGCACCCACAAUGCACCUGUCAUUUUUGUGUGUCUGCAUAUCUUAAUGUAAGCGAGUCCGAGUGCAUAUGUUGUGUAUAAUAACGUCUUUUCUUCUUUAGGGAGUGAGGUUUCCUUAAAAAAAAGAUGUCUGUUGAGAGUAUGUUGAAUUUCAGCCUUUAGUUAUAUGCAAAUUUGUAUGAAAAAAAAAACAUUACUAUGUUCAUAUUUAUGUAUUGCAUUUAAUACUUUUACCUGGCAUUAAAAAAGUAUUGUAAAUAAAAAUAUACAGAGAGAAAAUA